Messenger RNA from Penicillium olsonii, 918 nucleotides. The record is from the annotation of a GenBank genome assembly. Lineage: Eukaryota; Fungi; Ascomycota; Eurotiomycetes; Eurotiales; Aspergillaceae.
AUGGCAUUGUUGUUCAUCAAGCAAAAGCUGUUCCCCACGCGGCCAGCAGACAAGACCUCAGCCAGCAAGCGGCUACUUCUUCGCAAUGACGACGAGGACACCAUUCGAGGCGACUCCGAUCUCGAAUCUCAACACGGUCGAUCCUACGACACGUUCGGGCGAUGCAGCAGCCCCGACGAUUCAACCACAACGGUGGCAAGCAGCAGCAGCGCCCGCUGUCGAGUUGACCCUCGCACCGUUUCUGAUGCUAUCCUCGGCCUCUCGGACGGCCUGACAGUUCCAUUUGCCCUGUCUGCGGGUCUCUCUGCCCUGGGAAACACCAAGGUCGUCGUGCUCGGUGGACUCGCCGAGCUUGCAGCCGGAGCCAUCUCCAUGGGACUAGGAGGAUAUGUCGGUGCCAAGAGUGAAGCUGAAUCAUACCAGACUACGGUUCGGGAAACAAAGCAAUUGAUCAAGACGGAUCCGCAAGAGACCCGCGCCCUCGUGCGCGAGACUUUCGUUCCGUUCGGACUUUCCGAGGCUGCGAUUUCCGAUAUCAACCGAGACUUGCACCUCUCUGACGACCGCCUCCUUGAAUUUCUCCUUGCGUUCCACCACCGUGAGACAGAGCCGGAUUGCAACCGGGCCUGGAUUUCAGCCGUCACGCUUGCGCUCGGUUACUUUGUCGGUGGUUUCAUCCCGCUGAUUCCAUACUUCAUUGUCGACCAAGUCAUGGUUGCGCUAUACUGGAGUAUUGGCCUCAUGGCUAUUACUCUUCUCGUUUUCGGAUACGUAAAGACCUGUGUUGUUCGCGGCUGGUCUGGCCGUGACAACGUUUGGGCUGGUGUCUGGGGUGGUAUCCAAAUGUGCUGUGUCGGAGGUGUGGCCGCUGGUGCCGCUAUUGGGCUGGUCCAGUUGAUCGAUACUGGCAGCACAUAA